CUUGUAUUCCCGCGUCUGCGCACCACCGCUCGGCCUAGACUUACCGCCUCAUCCUGAACGCCUCGCACCUCCGCACGGACAGCAUGUCUGAAUAUAGCGCGGUGCCGUCGUCCGGGACCGGAGCGCCUCUUGGAGCCGGUGGAAUCAAGAAAGACGCGUUCGCUGAUGCAGUGCAGCGCGCCCGGCAGAUUGCAGCGAAGAUUGGUGGUGACGUUUCUGGUCCCCCCAUGAGCAAUAACGGAGGUGCAGAGGGAUACCCUUUCACAGCUCAGAAGCGAUCACUGGAUGAUGGAGAUCAACCAGAGAGUAAGAAGAUGGCGUCGGACAGGGACAGCGCUGCUGCCCUGUCUAUUGGAGCUCAGCUGGCUGCCCUUUCACAGCAGAGUAUCCGUCCCUCCACUGUCACAGAGGACUACAGAGUGCCUGAUGGAAUGGUCGGCCUCAUUAUUGGUCGGGGUGGAGAACAGAUCAGUAAGAUCCAGCAAGAGUCAGGCUGUAAAGUUCAGAUCGCUCCAGACAGCGGAGGUCUCCCAGAAAGGAGCGUGUGUCUCACCGGCUCUCCUGAAUCCAUCCAGAAGGCCAAAAUGCUAUUGGAUGACAUUGUGUCUCGGGGGCGGGGCACUCCCCCUUCCUUCCACGAGUCGACCAAUGGCAGCGGGCACAUGCAAGAAAUGAUCAUUCCGGCAGGGAAAGCGGGUCUGGUCAUCGGCAAAGGAGGAGAAACUAUUAAACAGCUGCAGGAGCGAGCUGGUGUGAAGAUGAUUUUGAUUCAGGACGCUUCUCAGGGCCCGAACAUGGACAAACCACUGCGCAUCAUUGGAGAUCCCUACAAAGUGCAGCAAGCACGUGAAAUGGUGCAGGAAAUUCUGCAAGAGAGGGAUCGCUCUGGAUUUGACAGAAACGAGUUUGGCUCUCAGAUGGGCGGAGGCGGCGGUGGUGGUGGUGGUGGAGGAGGAGGAGGAGGUGGUGGUGGUAGUGGAAUUGAGGUGCCUGUGCCACGUCACUCGGUGGGCGUUGUGAUUGGCCGAAGUGGAGAGAUGAUCAAGAAAAUUCAGAACGAUGCCGGCGUGAGGAUACAGUUUAAACCAGAUGAUAAUACUGGUCCGGAUAAGAUCGCUUAUGUAAUGGGACCUCCCGACCGCUGUGAACACGCCGCCAGUAUCAUCAAUGAACUUCUUCAGAGCAUCAGAGUGCGGGAGGAAGGCGGAGGGGGUCCCUCUGGGCCUCCUGGCACAGGUAUGCCUCCGGGUGGCCGUGGCAGGGGACGUGGUCCAGGCAACUGGGGUCCCCCUGGGGGCGAGAUGACCUUUUCUAUCCCCGCUCACAAGUGUGGCCUCGUCAUUGGCCGAGGAGGUGAGAACGUGAAGGCGAUCAACCAACAGACCGGAGCGUUUGUGGAGAUCUCUCGUCAGCCGCCGCCCAACGGCGAUCCCAACUUUAAGCUGUUUAUCAUCAGGGGGGCACCUCAACAGAUUGACCACGCCAAACAACUCAUUGAGGACAAAAUCGAGGGACCCUUGUGCCCUGUUGGCCCCGGACCAGGUGGGCCAGGACCUGCUGGACCGAUGGGCCCCUACAACCCAAAUCCAUACCAACCUGGACCCCCUGGAGGACCCCAACAUGGAGGGCCUCCUGGCGGUCAGUAUCCUCAGGGUUGGGGAAACACAUAUCAGCAGUGGCAGCCACAUGAUCCCAGUAAGGCCGCUGCAGAUCCUAAUGCAGCGUGGGCGGCUUAUUAUGCGCAGUACUACCAGCAACCUGCAGGUGCCGCUAUGCCAGGACAGGCGCCAGCGGGCCAGCCGGCUGCUCCUGCAACUGCAGACCAGAAUCAAGCUGCUCCGGGCGCUGCUCAACCCGACUACACUAAAGCCUGGGAGGAGUAUUACAAGAAGAUGGCAGCAGCAGAUGGAGGCGCGGCCCCGGCAGCAGGGGGCGCUCAACCCGCAGGACCCGCAGCUGCAGCAGGACAGACUGAUUACAGUGCUGCAUGGGCUGAAUACUACAGACAGCAGGCUGCUUAUUACGGUCAGACGGGACAAACACCUGGACAGCCGGGAGCAGCACCUCAGGGCCAGCAGGCUCAGUGAAAGACUAUUGAUCAACCCUGAUUCGUCCAUCCAUUCUCUCGCUGUCCUCUGACAAAAGGACGGAUAUUCUUCUGCUCUUCCCUUCAUGUGUCCAGCAGGAAGCUGCGUGACUCUCCUCUGGAGCUCAUUGACGUGCGUCACGGCUUCUGCGAAAGCUGUAUUCCCCUUUCUUUCUUUUUCUGCUGGAUCCACACUGAUGAACUAAAAUUAAACUCUGCUUCGUCUCUCCUUCCUCUUCCUCACGCUAAUGUGACUCAUCUCCAGGGAAACGUCUUUACAUGAGUGUGCACUUCCUGUUUUGCAUACAUUUUUGAUUUAAAAAGAUCUUUUUGAGGAAAAUGGUGCAUUAGAAGAAAACUUCAGGUGUUGUAACUACUGUGUUUUAAAACUCAAUGAGUAACUUUGUAUUAUUUUCUCUUUUUUUAAUGCCUUUAUUUUUUUGAUCUGGAACAUUCCCAUUGUCUGUUGUUUUAAUUCAUUUAAUGCGAUUAAAUUUUUGUUUCAGGUGAUAUCAAGCGAGACUUGGUGUGUUUCUCACUCUAUGAAACAAAGAUUUCUUUUUCAUCCCAAGUCAUCGUAGUCAAGAUGUGAUAAACCGAUCAGUCGCAACAUUAAAAGCACCUGCCUAAUAUUGUGUAGGUCCCCCUUGUGCCGCCAAAACAGCGCCAACCCGCAUCUCAGAACAGCAUUUAGUGAUUAUAUUCUUCUCAGCACAAUUGUACAGAGUGGUUAUCUGAGUUAUCAUAGACUUUGUCAGUUCAAACUAGUCUGUCCAUUGACCUCUCUCAUCAACAAGGUGUUUCCGGUAAAUUCUAGAGACUGUGUGUAAAAAUCUCAGAAAUACUCAAACCAGCCCGUCUGACACCAACAAUCAUCCAUGCGAUUUCUUUAAUCAGCCAAUUGUGUGGGUGCAGAUACGGGUCAGCCGCUUCAGUUAAUGUUCACAUCAACCAUCAUAAUGGGGAAAAACAUGAUCUCCGUGAUUUGGACCGUGGCAUGAUUGUUGGUGCCAGACGGGCUGGUUUGAGUAUUUCUGGGAUUUUUACACACAACAGUCUCUAGAAUUUACUCCAAUAACAAAAAAACAUCCAGUGAGCGACAGUUCUGUGGAUGGAAACACCUUGUUGAUGAGAGGAGUCAAUGGAGAAUGUCAGUUCAAACCAGUCUGUCCGAAGUCUACGAUAACUCUGAUACCUGCUCUGUGCAAUUGGAGAUGCAUUUUGGCGGCACAAGGGGGACCUUCACAAUAUUAGGCAGGUGGUUUCAAUGUUAUGGCUGAUAGGUGUAUAUAAAAUAUACGAAUUGUUUUUUUUUUUUUUUACUGCUUGUUUUUAAAAAAUGCGAAAUAAAAUGUUACCGAAUUCUCAUC
Molecule: messenger RNA, 3456 nt
Organism: Xyrauchen texanus (razorback sucker)
Lineage: Eukaryota; Metazoa; Chordata; Actinopteri; Cypriniformes; Catostomidae
Gene: khsrp
Product: KH-type splicing regulatory protein
Exons: 18
Coding region: 84-2087 (667 amino acids)
Biological process (GO): regulation of DNA-templated transcription
Cellular component (GO): nucleus; cytoplasm
Molecular function (GO): mRNA binding
Source: RefSeq, a predicted model, not a curated record